Molecule: messenger RNA, 1374 nt
Organism: Budorcas taxicolor (takin)
Lineage: Eukaryota; Metazoa; Chordata; Mammalia; Artiodactyla; Bovidae
Product: thyrotropin-releasing hormone receptor-like
Biological process (GO): phospholipase C-activating G protein-coupled receptor signaling pathway
Cellular component (GO): membrane
Molecular function (GO): thyrotropin-releasing hormone receptor activity
Source: RefSeq, a predicted model, not a curated record
AUGGAGCAUGGAAGCAGGCCGGGCAGCCCCAGCACCGUGUCCCUGGCUCCCAGUGAGGCUGUCCCGGGCCCUGCAUACCAGGUGGUCUCCGUCUUCCUGGUGCUGCUCCUCGUGUGUGUGGUGGGCAUCACAGGCAAUGCCACGGUGGUCGUGGCGGUGCUGACCACCCGGGACAUGCACAAGCCCACCAGCUGCUACAUGGUCAGCCUGGCCCUGGCAGACCUCACUGUGCUGGUGGCUGCAGGGCACCAUGUCUCCGAGAGCUUGGCUGGGCAGUGGGUGUAUGGCCGCGGCUGCCUGGGCAUCACCUAUUUGCAGUAUCUGGGCAUCAAUGCCUCCUCCUGCUCCAUCCUGGCACUCACAGUGGAGAGGUACAGCGCCAUCUGCAACCCGAUGCGGGCACAGACUAUGUGCACCAUGGCACUGGCCAAGCGAGUCGCGGUGGGCGUCUGGGGGACCACGUCCAUGUACUGCCUGCUCUGGUUCUUCCUGGUGGACCUGGAUGCUGGCGGGUGCCGGGGCCUGCCCAUCUACCUGCUGGACUUCACUGUCUUCUUCCUCACACUCCUACUGGCAGCCACAGUGCUCUAUGGACUUAUCGCAAGGAUCUUAUUCCAGAGCACCCUGGAGCACCUGCCACAGCUUGGGGACCAGCGCGGGGACAGUGAGGCCCAGCCGGAGGCAAGAGCCCUGGGGAGACGGCCCUGUGAGCCAGGCAGGGCUCCACCCACCCGGCCCUCCCGCCCGCGGGCCACCACGAUGCUGGUGGUGGUGGUGCUGCUCUUUGCCGUCCCGUGGAUGCCCUACCGAACGCUGGUGCUGCUCAGCUCCUUUGUGGCCCAGCCCUUCCUGGACCCGUGGGUGCCCCUCUUCUGUCGCAUCUGUGUGUGUGCCAACAGUGCCAUCCACCCCAUCAUUUAUAGCCUCAUGUCCCAGAAGUUCCAGGCGGCCUUCCAGCAGCUGUGCCAAUGCGGGGCAAAGGGACCACAAAGGCUCGCGGCCGGCCUCAGCACCGCAAGCUACAGUGUGAUCCGAGAGACCCUCCAGAAGGCGCAGACCAGCGGGAGCGAGGUCGCUGGCCCUCAGGCAGCUGGGGCCCCACUCCCACAGCAGGGGCCUGGAUUCAGCACGGUCUGCGGGCUGCCCUCCCCUGCCCAGCCCCUCCCUUGCUCCAUGUGGUGCCUCUCAGCCUGCGCGGUGGCCAUCAGUGACCACAGGGCUGCUUGGAGCCAGCGGCUCUUAGGGGGCGACCCAGGAACUCCUGAAGUCGCCAUCAUGCAGGUGACCUUUGCUCUGGUGGCCUUGGCCUGGGAUGUGCUCAUGGUCACCCUGUCCCCACAGUUCACACUGAGGCUGUUUUUGAUGAGGCCGUGA